CAAAGCUCCCACAACGGACAAAAACACGUGAGAGAGAGAGUUUGAGGGAGUUUUCUUCGAAAUGAAGGCAGUACAUUGGCUUCUAACGGUGGCUGUGGCCUGGUGGUUUCGACAAGGCGGAGCUGUCGAGGUGCUCAGAAAGUGCGAACGCCAGUGUGGGAUCGUGGCCGUACCUUUCCCGUUCGGGCUCAAAAUCAAUUGUGCAAGGUCCAAAGCUUUUUUGCUCAACUGCACCAACAUCGAAGGGAACGGUCUUCAACUACUGUCGGGAAAUCUUACGAUACGCAAAAUCUCGGUUGUGGACUCGACCAUGAUCGCCAGCCUCCCCGAAGCAUUUGCGUGCUACGAUCAGAAUGGCAUGCUGCUAGCAAACGAAAGCAGUCCUCUGGCCAUCAUCAAGCUAUCCCCAAACCCUCGGUACAGAUUCUCGGAAACCCAUAACAAGCUCACCGUUCUCGGCUGUGACAGCGUCGCGAUUGUGGCCAACAGUGAAGGGACGUUCGGGAGCGGGUGCAUCUCCUACUGCACCGACAAUGUUGGCUUCGCCCCCGGGACCACUUGCUCCGGUCAAGGUUGCUGUCAAGCAUCCAUUCCAAAGGGCCUCGAGACGCUCAUCAUUAAUAUCUCCUUCAUCGAACGAAAAGUGUCGGCCAGGCAGCAUGGCUACUGUGCACGGGCGUUCGUGGUGGACGACAGGUUAUUCGAUAUCUCAAACUGGACUCUCCCGAAGUUCCAAGAUGUGGGCAGCACCCCCGGCCUUGUUGUGGACUGGAUGGUCGAAUCGGACGAGAAUUGCCGAAAGGCUCGACUGAAUGGGUCGAGCUAUGCUUGUGGUCCCCACACGGAAUGUAAGGACUUCGGCAAUGGACUGGGUUACCGUUGUGUUUGCGAGAAUGGGUACGAGGGGAAUCCCUAUCUUCGCAACCUAGGGUGUGCAGAAAUCAAUGAGUGCAAGGACCCAAAAAGAUACCCACGUGAUGGAAAGUGCAAGAAGGGCAUAGCUACUCCAGUGAUAGCUGCGUCCAUAUUUGGUAUAACUAUUAUUGCUUCAAUCUCGAUCCAAUGGAGACUCAAAAAGAUUAAUUUUAGACGAAAUGGAGGAGAGCUCUUAAAACAGCACAAAGUUCGAAUCUUCACGGAAUGGGAGCUAGCAAAAGCAACCAACAACUAUGAUGACCGCAAAAAGCUCGGGAACAACCAUUUUGGUUCUGUCCAUAAAGGGACACUAUUGAACCGCAAAGGGACACUAGUGAAGCACGUGGAAACCGUGGUCGUGGUCAAGAAGCCUAAAGAUGUGGACAAGUCUCUAUUAAACAAGGAUUUCCAGCGUGAGCUUGAAAUUCUAAUGAACGUAAGCUGCAAAAAUGUGGUGAAGCUCAAAGGCAUAUGCUUGGAGACUAGAAUACCAUUGUUGGUUUAUGAAUACAUUCCGAAUGGCACCCUCUUUCGACUCAUCCAUCAGAGCGAGUUGACCAUCUCAUGGGAACAACGCUUCAAAAUAGCUGCCGAAGCUGCUCUUGCACUCAAUUAUAUGCACUCCAGCAUACAACCCCCAAUCUUUCACGGCAACAUCAAGUCAGCAAACAUACUUUUGGAUCAAAACAACUUGGUGAAAAUAUCCGAUUUUGGAACUUCAGUACUCAUAUCACCAGAGCAUAGGCAUAUAGUAGCCACUCAGAAAAAAGACUCGUUGGUGUACAUCGAUCCAGAAUAUUUAGUCACCGGUAUGCUAACAACUCAAAGUGAUGUAUACAGUUUUGGAGUUGUCCUUGUAGAGUUGCUCACGGGAAAGAAACUUUAUGUUACUGAGCCCGGAAAGUCAAUCAAUACUAUCCAUCGUUUCAUCUCUUCUAUGAAGGGCGACACACUCUAUGAUGUCAUAAACUUUGAGGGUGCUAGUGAAGAUGAAAUGGAGAGAGUACGAACCGUAGCUGAGAUUGCAGUGAAGUGCUUGGACCAAAGUGGUACGAAUAGGCCGGCAAUGAGCGAUGUGGCUCAACAACUCGCCAAUAUCAACCCGAGCUCAACAUUUGAAGAAGAGAAUGAAGAGAGCGAACGGGAAGUGAAUGCAGACAAACUCUCAACCCUUGGCGACGCGAGCCAAGAGGUGACGUCAAGCUGUCUUUCCUGUCUGGGAAUGGAUUCAGCUUGUUCCUGCAUUUGAUCCUUUAUCACCAUAGCGACAUGUCUUUCAAUUUGCCCAUAAGGACUUCUGGGGUUGAUCGUGUGCUUUUAAUGUAUGUUAUGUAUGCCAUUUGGUUUUGGACUUUAUAUUUGUGGAAGCAAAAUUUUUUUUUUCGGUCAAAUGCAUCUUUGCAAAUUCAAGCGUGAGGAUCUAAUAUAAUAUAUGUAGAGCCAAGUAUGGAAGUGUACUUAUUGGAGGCUGACAUAUGGCCUUCAACAUUAUCAUAAUCUCUCUUCCCGUUUA
Messenger RNA from Eucalyptus grandis, 2428 nucleotides. RefSeq names its product wall-associated receptor kinase 4. The transcript is spliced from 3 exons. Gene Ontology annotation, biological process: protein phosphorylation; cell surface receptor signaling pathway. NCBI's taxonomy places the organism in Eukaryota, Viridiplantae, Streptophyta, Magnoliopsida, Myrtales, Myrtaceae. Bases 62 to 2164 code for a protein of 700 amino acids. Gene Ontology annotation, molecular function: ATP binding; protein serine/threonine kinase activity. Gene Ontology annotation, cellular component: plasma membrane. The record is from RefSeq and is a predicted model, not a curated record.